AUGUACAAAACAACCGACAGUCACUCCAUCGAUUCAGAACCAACCGUCACCAUCACUCCAAGCUCAAUGAACAACAUAUCUAAUUCCAUCCUUGAGAUCAUGCACGACCAUGCCCUCAACAAAUUCAAUGACUCCAGGGAGCGAUUGGCUGCUGGGAGGGGACAUCUUUUGUCGAGAAUUGACGCUUUUGUUCAAGCAGGUCAGCGUGUCGAAGCAUGUUUGCCAGCGUUCCCUUUCAAAUCAGCCAACAAAGUCUACAAAGUCCUUGGCUCGCUCCCAGACAAAGCUGAAGAGUUGGCUCUCGAAAGGCUGCACAGCAUGUGCACAAGAAUCAAGCAAAUCUACAAGCCUGGAGCGAGAGUAACAAUCAUCUCGGAUGGCAUUACAUACAAUGAUCUACUGUCAAUAUCAGAUCGCGAUACCUGGGCCUACGGAGAAGCUCUACGAGAGAUGGCUUUGGAGAAGAAGUUCACUUCUAUUGCUUUCUCUCGAUUACGAGAUCUACUCGACUUUCCGCUGCCCGAAAAGAUGCGAGAAAUCACAUAUGUUGCCAACUGCACAAACUUUAGACGAUUACUCUUGAACGAGUUUGGAAGGCCAGAUAUCGACAUUGACAAGGAAAUCACAGUCAACCCGGAUACGAAACUGACAUAUCUCGGCUACCGAAAAUUUCUAGAGUCGGAUUUGAAACACAUAUUCAACACCGGAGAGAAUCGUGGCCGAAAUCAAUACAAGAGAGACGUCAAGUAUCUCGCAAAGGAGAUGCUUAUGAGAGGCUAUGCGUUUGCUGGAGCAGUGAAGAAAGCAUUCCCAAACCAUGUCAGACUGUCGAUACACGAAUCGAUUGGAGAACACAAACUGUCCAUAAGCCUCUUGAACACAAGAACAGGUUACACUACGCCAUGGCAUUGCACCGUAGCUCAACUGGCAAACGGAGAGUGGGUUAGCGCUCCCAUGGGAGAGUUCCAACAGGAUCCACGUCUCGAGCUGGUCUACGAGAAUGGCCGGCCCAGCUAUUUCAAAGAACAGCCACACACGACAGAAUUUGCCGAGAUCAACGAGACAACGGCGAGCUACCUCCAGGCUCCAAAGCUUUUUGACAGUACCAAGAGUGGGUAUUCUUCGCCGAGCGCGAUGUCGUUGCGCAGUGGCUUCUCGACUCCGCCUACAUCUCAUGGUCAUUCACCCCUCAUUUCCUGGAGUGAACCUAGUGAUGAAGUCAAACCUACUAAGGCUCUAUCACCCAGUGAUGCUGAUGAGAUACCGUACGGGCGAAGACUUAUUCCUCAAAUCAUGGACCAACUGGCAACGGUGGACCCUGAACGCGUUGUGUUCUCCAUUGCAAGCGCUUCAAACGAGUCCUUAGAGUUCAAAGAGAUAUCUGCCAAACAUUUUGUACAAGCUGUUGACAAGACAGCUUGGUGGCUCCAGGAACAGGUUGGGCAGUCAGCAUCGGUCCAGCCCAUUGGCUACAUCGGCCCCCAUGAUCUACGUCACAUUCUGAUUACCUAUGCCUGCGUCAAAGUCGGCUAUGCCGCCCUUUACCUUUCUCCUAAGAACAGUACUGAAGGAGCAUUGGCAGUGCUAGAGGCAACUCAGUGCCAAAUCUGGGCCAAAGCAAGCGAAGUGGCAAUGGUACCUCUUGUCGAAGAUGUUCUACAGAAACGUCCGAUGAAGUUGCUCGAGAUUCCACUGCUUGAUCAACUCUUGGAUGCGAAGGGUACCAAGCCAUUCCCCUACACCAAGACCUUCGACAUGGCUUCUACUGAGCCUUUCUGCUAUCUCCACACGUCGGGUUCCACAGGCGUUCCAAAGCCCAUCCCAUGGACUCACGGACUCAUUGGGACAAUGGAUGCAGUCCGUUUGCUUCCCCCGGCUGAUGGUAUGGUUCCUUGGACUGCUGACUGGAAGGAAGGAGACUCGAUAUAUUCCUCUUUUCCCAUGUGUCACGGCGCCGGAAUCAUCAUGGACAUUCUGAUGCCCGCCCUUUUUGGCCUUCACUGCGUGCUUGGGCCGUCUGGCGUCAUCCCAAAUAUCUCACUUAUUGAGAAGCUUGUUAAAUCCUCGAGAAUCAACAUCUGGAGCAUGGUCCCUUCGCUCGUCGACGAGCUCGGAGAGACACCAGAUGUGUUGGCUAAGUUUCAGUCAUCACCGUCAAAGUUUAUCUGCGCAUCUGGCGGUCCGGUCACUCUCUCAAGUGCUGGAAAGGUUAACGACGUCAUUAGAGUGCUUAACCUGACUGGAACCACAGAGGGACUCUUCAUCGGCAACCUUGUGGUAGACAGAGAGGACUGGUCUUGGUUUGCUUUUCAUCCUUACUCUGGAUUCGAUUUCAAGGAAGUAGAGCCAGGAGUCUUUGAACACUGGGUAUACCGCAACGAGCAUGCAUCCUUAUUUCAGGGUAUCUUUCACACCUUUCCUGACAAGUCCUUUGUCAAUUUCAAGGACUUGUACCGGCAACAUCCUAAGAAGCCAAACCUAUGGGCUUUUAAUGGUCGCAACGACGAUCUGAUCAUUUUGUCUAAUGGCUACAAAAUCUUGCCGCUUGAAAUCGAGUCUCUCAUUGGCACGCAUCCUGCGAUCAAUGGAUGUCUGGUUGUGGGUAGCAACAAGGCUCAGGCUGGGCUCCUCAUAGAGCUGAAAGACCCUCUCUCGAAGAACGAAGAAAUGACUGAGAGCAUCUGGUCUCAUGUUGAGACUUCUAUGGCAUCGUCGCGGCUCACUGUGAAAUUAUCCCGGGACUAUGUUGCCUUUGCUCAGCAGGAUAAGCCAUUUAUUCGUACUGACAAAGGCACGGUCAAGCGCAAAGCUACCUUGGUUCUCUACGAACACUAUAUUGAGAGAUUUUAUAGCUCUCGAGAACAGGAGACGAGCUUCGUGGUUGACACAAGUUCUGCAGCAGCCAUGCAGAACUCUAUUCGAGAAAUUCUUUCGUCGUCUCAACCCGUCAUUCGCGACGCUUCUGUUGACGAUGACUUAUUUGCACUUGGCCUCGACUCGCUUGGAGUGUCAGCAGCCGUCAAUGCGAUCCGAGCUGCAACCAAGGGUUUGAGCAAACUCGCCCCCCGCCAUCUCUAUGCAAACCCUACUCUAGCAAAGUUCAACGCUGCGCUUGAGUCGAUGAUAGCUGAGGAAGAAGGAACUAAUGUUACGAAGCGACAGGUGCAGCGUCAACAAGCAAAGAUGCAACAGUUGCUCGCGCGGCGUAAAGUACAUCAGUCUUUUAGACUAAAUCCUUUCGACUACGUCAAUCCUAAUCACUACAUGGGACUCAUGUUCUACUUCCCUCUUCGCGCAAAUACAACCUUCGAGGAGACUUUUACCAAUCUACAAGCGGGACUCGACAAAACCCUGGAGCUUAUCCCUGCUCUUGGAGGGAAAAUGAUCGAAUGCUCAGAGCAAGAAGUUGGGUUCACAAAAGGUGAUUUAUGUGUUUCAGUUCCACCUUUUGGCUCCCCAGCACGUCAACGUCUAGUGUUCAAGGACCUGAGCGACGAACUUCCAUCUUUUGAGACUCUGCGAGAUGGCGGAUUUGUACCGUCCGCCUUCAGGGAUGAGCAGGUGUUGAGACAAGAUACCUUCCCACAGUUACCCGCAGACAUACUUGUUGCGCAAGCCAACUUUGUCAAGGGCGGAUGCAUUCUGGCUGUCGAUCUGAAUCAUUGCUGUUUGGAUGGAAUUGGCGCCGUCCUUGCGAUCAAAGCAUGGGCUGAGAACUGUAAGAAUCUACAAGAGGAUGCCUCGGCCUCCUGCGAGUGGUUCGAUGCAGAGAGCUUCAAUCACAACUUGCCCGAAGUUCUUCAUGAACUGGAAGGAUAUGCACGGCCGGUAGAGGAGAUCGACCCCAGUGUAUGGAACUUUUUACCAUUUGUUCCAUCAGAUGAAGCUCUUGCGAAGCAUUCUUCACAACAAGCCGAGUCCGGAACAUCGCUGCUCAAAUAUCCCCUGCACUCAGUAUGGCCACUGCCUGCUUCAGAGCGGAAGAUGGAUACGACUUUGUUUCUCAUUCCUCCCGAGAAGGUUCAGCUGUUGAAAGAAGAUGUCGCGAGAGAGUCGGGGCUCAGCGGUUCUGUGCCCUCCAUUAGCGACAUUGUUCAAGCAUUCUUCUGGCGCUCAGCGCUGAGGGCCCGCUACUCCGUAGCAAAGAACAGUGGCCGGGAAUUUGAUGCCGAUGAGUGUUCGAUCUUGGAGUUGCCCACUGACGGUCGACCAUACUUUUCGUCUCUGCUUCCGUCCACAUACAUGGGUAGCCUGCUUACGCUCAAUCGCACCAGCAUGCCCCUAGAGAAGCUUUGCGACCAGGAAACGAGUAUUCUGCACAUUGCGCAGGUGUUGCGCAGUUCAGCAGCGCGUAUGACGCCUUCAUUAGUACACGACGCUUUUACCCUGCUGCAAUCACUGCCAGAUCACUCGAGAUUUUCUACGGCAAACAUGGGCCUUGACCACAUGCACGCCAUGAUUUCCAACAUGAUGCUGUUCCAGAUGAGCGAGAUUAGUUUUGGUGGUCGCUACUUCGCCAACGGCGGCUCCCCAGAGACGAUGAGGCCUCAACUUGAACGAGGCAGUGGCCGGUUCAGGUUUUUGGUAGUAUAUCCAUUGAAGGCGGAUGGUGGAGUGGAGUUGGCGUUGGGUACCUUCCCUGAGGAACGGGAGAUGCUUGCACGUGACGAGGAGUUCACAAAUUCUUGUUCUUCUUCUUCUUCUCGCUCUCGUGCUUCUGUCGAGGAGGAGCCUCUCUUAUCGCCAACGUCCAACAUGUCUGCGGGUGCAGACGAGGCCAAGAACGGCCGACCGCAAGUUGUCAGUUCGGAACAGUCGUCGAGCUCGCCUUUCAACGACGACAAUCAUGAGGAGCAGCCGGAUCGUGAUGCUCAGGCUGGUGUCCAGGCUAUCGAGGCUACUACCAUGGCGUGGACAAAGACGAGUCUUAUCGUAGCAUACAUUAUGCUCUGGCUGAUCUACUUUGUCGAGACACUGCUGGGUGGCACUGCACUUGCACUGUUGCCCUAUGUCACUUCGGCCUUUUUCGCACACUCGCUCACGCCCACUGUUAGUAUCCUGAGCAGUGUGAUUGGCGGCGUUACCAACCUUACCAUUGCCAAAGUCAUCGACGUCUUUGGUCGGCCCCCCGGUCUCCUAUUCUGCCUGGGUCUCGGAACCAUGGGGUUGGUUAUGAUGGCUUACAUCAUGUCUGUCUUUAUUGCCGAUACGACGAAGCUGAAGAAUCGGGGACUGAUGCAGGCGCUCAUGAACACGACGGCUUUGAUUACGGGAUGGAUAGCUGGACCUGUGGCUGAGGGGUUUCUUGGGGGACCUGGAUGGCGAUGGGCUUUUGGCAUGUUUUGCAUCCUUGUACCGGCUGUUGUUCUACCGCUGUAUGGUCUUCUUCUCAGCAACUACCGCAAGGCACAGCGUCUUGGCCUCAUCCCUGAGCGCAACAGUGGCCGCAGUACGCUGCAGUCCAUCAUGCACUACAGCCGCGAAUUCGACGCUGUCGGUCUCAUUCUGCUCUCAGCUGGUGUCGGCUUGUUCCUCUUACCUUUUAACCUCUACACCACCCAAGGCAGAGGCUGGUCGUCGCCACUAGUUAUCAGCAUGCUAGUCGUCGGCAUCGUACUCAUGGUCCUCUUCGUCAUCUGGGAGAAAUUCUUCGCCCCCGUCUGCUUUCUCCCCUACCGCCUCCUCCGCGACCGAACCGUGCUCGGCGCCUGUCUCCUCUGCACCUCGCUCUUCGCCAGCUACUUCGUCUGGAACAGCUACUUCAGCUCCUACCUCCAAGUCGUCCAGGGUCUCAGCGUCAAAAACGCAAGCUACGUCACCCAAUCCUUCACCGUCCUAAACGUCCUCGUCGCUCUCUCCGCCGGCUACGUCAUCCACCGCACCGGCCACUUCAAGCUCAUCUCCAUCGUCGUCGGCCUGCCCCUCAGCAUCCUCGGCCAGGGCCUCAUGAUCCAUUUCUUAGCCCCGGGAAACAUCGGAUACAUUGUCAUGUGCUUCCUCUUCAUCUCCAUCUCACAGGGCCUCCUCAUUAUCACCGACGAAAUCGCCAUCCUCUCAGCUGGCUCCCACGACAACGUCGCAUCCAUGCUCGCCAUCGUCAGCAUCUUUGGCAAUAUCGGCGGCGCAAUCGGGUACACCAUUGCUGCGUCUGUCUGGACUGAUAUCCUGCCCUCGCGACUCAUGCGGUAUCUGCCUGCGGAUGACUUGCCAAAUCUCGUCAUGAUUUAUAGUGAUAUUACGACGCAGCUGGCUUUUCCGAUGGGUUCGCCGACGCGUUUGGCGAUUCAGCGUGCGUAUGUAGAUGCGUUUACGAGGCUGCUGUCGAUUGCGACGGGGCUUUGGGUUCUUGCUGCUGUGGGCAUUUUGCUUUGGAGGAAUAUUAAUGUCAAGGAGAUUAAGCAGUCCAAGGGGCAUGUUUGGUAAGGUGGACUUUGGAUGUAUAGUGUUAUAUAGCUGUCUUUCAUAUUUUAGAUAGGUGUAUUGGUGUUCUACAAUGAAUUGUUGACCUGGUUCUUU
Molecule: messenger RNA, 6516 nt
Organism: Bipolaris maydis ATCC 48331
Lineage: Eukaryota; Fungi; Ascomycota; Dothideomycetes; Pleosporales; Pleosporaceae
Source: RefSeq, a predicted model, not a curated record